Messenger RNA from Papilio polytes (common Mormon), 1512 nucleotides. Its product is annotated as fatty acyl-CoA reductase 1-like. Gene Ontology annotation, cellular component: peroxisome. Lineage: Eukaryota; Metazoa; Arthropoda; Insecta; Lepidoptera; Papilionidae. The record is from RefSeq and is a predicted model, not a curated record. The coding region runs from base 1 to 1503 and encodes 500 amino acids. Gene Ontology annotation, biological process: long-chain fatty-acyl-CoA metabolic process. The transcript has 11 exons. Gene Ontology annotation, molecular function: alcohol-forming very long-chain fatty acyl-CoA reductase (NADP+) activity.
AUGCUUCGUCGUUUACUUUACCCAGUGUCUGCUGAUUUCAAAUUAAUUGAAGGACAACUUAAAUGUUUCUCUAACAUGCAUACAACGUCAAAAACAAGAGACUCUUUUGGUUUACAUAAUAAUCACAGUCUUUCUCGUAAUAGGACAGAUGUGUUGCCAGAACAUCCUAACACUUGUACACCAAUUGCCGAUUUUUAUGCAGGAAAAUCAAUUUUGAUUACUGGCGGAGCUGGCUUUUUAGGAAAGGUUUUUAUAGAAAGACUACUCUUUAAUUGUAGUGAAAUAGAUAAGAUUUUCGUUAUACUUCGAGAAAAGAAAGGUAUUAAAGCUGAACAAAGACUACAACACAUAACAGAAAGUCCACUCUUUUCAAAAUUGAAGGAAACGAGACCAAAAGAUUUAGAUAAAAUUGUUCCUAUAGAAGGUGAUAUGGAAUUAGAAAGAUUGGGUCUAAAAAGUGAUGACCAAAAAACUAUUUUAGAAAACGUAUCCGUGGUAUUUCAUUCAGCCGCUGAAAUCAGAUUCCACAAACCAUUGAAGCAUACUUUAAAAGUAAAUGUGGAAGGAACGCGAGAGGUUUUGAAAUUGUGCCGUCAAAUGGAUAAAAUGGAGGCAUUUGUAUAUGUAUCGACAGCAUACAGCCAGGCUGAGAGAAAAAUAAUAGAGGAAAUCGUAUACCCACCGCCUGACAAGCUCUCAGAAGUGUACAAAACGCUUGAAAGUAACAACAGCACAAAGGAAAUGAAACAGAUAUUAAAAGGCAAAUUCAGCACAUAUACAUUUUCAAAGGCAAUGGCUGAGUCGCUGGUCGCAGAAGAACACGGAAAUGUGCCUACGAUUAUUGUACGGCCUUCUGUAGUUGGUGCGAUAUGCGGCGAACCACUUCCAGGCUGGGUGGAUAACUGGAAUGGUGCUACAGGAUUAAUAUAUGACUUUGGCAGAGGGGUUAACAAAGUAUUCCAUGGACAAAGAGAAACGAUUACCGACAUGAUCCCUGUAGAUUAUAUUGUGAAUUUAGCAAUAGUCGCAGCAACGAAAUGCAGCGAUAAUAAAGAUGUGAAAGUUUAUAACUCCUGCUCAAGUUUAGAUAAUCCUUUAAUUUGUGGCUAUUUAAAGGAUAAAUGUGCUGAAGCCUAUCGAAAAAUACAUAAUGAUAACAGUACAGCGAAGGCGUAUUUCUUUAAGUCACCUUGGAUGGUGUCAAUUGUGUGUCUAUUAUACCAAAUGGUGCCAGCUCAUGUAGCCGAUUUCUGGUUGCGAUGUCGAGGAAUGGAACCGCGAUAUGUAAAAGAACUAAAACCAGCGAUAGUACGUCGAGAUCUGCUCAAGAAGUUAACGUCGAUGUCGUUCUUCUGGAGAACAGAACAGACGCGAAGCUUGUACGUGACAUUAUCACAACAAGAUCAACGACAGUUCCCGUUUGAUCCAAAAAAUGUAUCUUGGGAUGAGUAUUUCGAAAAUUAUUUCAAAGGAAUUUAUAAAUAUUUGAACGUUAAAAAGUAGCAAUAUAUA